UAAAUAUUUAUCUCUCCUACUUGGGGUGAACAAUCCCCUAACACACUCAUACAAACAAAUCUACUUUUAAACGUUCUGUCUCUCGAGCAUCCGCUUGGUGUUUGUAGCUUUAGCCUGCUAGCACCGCUGGUCAGCUAAAGCUACCAACCUCUUUCACUCAUUUAUUUUCUCACUUUCUGGCUUUGCUCUUCACCUUGUACAAUGUCGCUUGCGUGUCUGUCCUUGAGUGCAGGAGAGGCAUCGAUGGAGGCGCUGGAGCUGGAGCUGGAAGCGGUGGAGUCCCAGAUUCGCUCGCUGGAGACGAAGCGAGAGGGCAUCAGGGCUCUGCUCUUAACCCGUACUCGCUCGUCUGAGGUAAGUGUCCGAUACAACGACAAUCUCCCAGUUUCUUCAACCCCGCUUGUUUCUCUGUCCAGGCCCAGCGCACCGAGGACGCGGUGCACCCAGGCGUCGUUCACGCCGACUCCCGGCUACCACGGCCCCUGGGUGCAACCGCGUAAGGUGCUUGCCAGGUCCCGGGGCAGAACGUCUCCUCCUCCGGUGUUCGAGAUCCCCACGGAGAACCGCUUCGCCCCUCUCCGCGAGACGGGUCGCGAUGUUGCCAUCAUUGGCGACUCAAUCGUCCGCCACGUCCGCUCCACUUCCUCCAAAGAUACCUACUAUCCUGAGCGCUGCCGAGAGCCUCGUUGCCGCCGUCCUCUACGUGGGGACGAACGACACCGGGCUCCGGCAGACGGAGAUCCUGAAGAAGGACUUCAGGAGCCUGAUCGAGACGGUUCGACGCACUUCGCCCGCCACGCAGAUCAUCGUUUCUGGACCGCUUCCUACCUACCGCCGAGGAAAUGAAAGGUUCAGUAGACUUUUUGCUCUGAAUGAAUGGCUAUUAACAUGGUGUGAAGAACAGAAAUUGCUCUUUGCCAAUAACUGGAAUCUUUUCUGGGAGCGUCCUAGGCUUUUCCGCGCUGACGGGCUGCACCCCAGUCGAGCUGGAGCUGAACUCCUGUCGGACAACAUCACCAGAAUACUUCGCUCUAUCUGACUAGCCCUCAGACUAUGCAGAGUCACUGAUUCGAUCCAAGACCAACGACGAGAUGAUCCCAAGGUUUCCAUAUCCUGGACCUGGCCGAAUCCUGAACAACUACUGCGAUGGUCAUGGAAGAGUGGAGAACAUAAGACUGUUUCCUAUGACGCUCCAGAGACAGACGAGUCUUCGCUGAGGCCAGCUUCCAGCCUCCGCCACUGAGACUGCAGCUCUGCACAAGACGUUUGGCCAGCGGAGAAAUUAAAAUGGUCGUGCCCUACUGAGCCUGGUUUCUCUCAAGGUUUUUUUUUUCUUCACUUCCGCCUUUAGUGAAGUUUUUUUUUCCCUCUCCGCUGUCGCCACUGGCUUGCAUGGUUCAGGAUCUGUAGAGCUGCGCAUCGUUGGAUUUGCUCUUCAAUAUUUGGACUCUCAG
Messenger RNA from Danio aesculapii, 1454 nucleotides. RefSeq lists its product as uncharacterized. The record is from RefSeq and is a predicted model, not a curated record. The transcript is spliced from 3 exons. NCBI's taxonomy places the organism in Eukaryota, Metazoa, Chordata, Actinopteri, Cypriniformes, Danionidae. Bases 202 to 846 code for a protein of 214 amino acids.